Molecule: messenger RNA, 258 nt
Organism: Haemonchus placei
Lineage: Eukaryota; Metazoa; Nematoda; Chromadorea; Rhabditida; Trichostrongylidae
Source: the annotation of a GenBank genome assembly
AUGAUCACUCAAUUACUGCGCACAACAUUACCUCAGAGGUUAAGUGUACGAUGGAACUGUCCCUGGCAUCGCAACAGCUUCCGCCCUUGUUUCUUCCCAUUCAAGCUGAGAGAAAAACUUAAUGUGGACACAAUAGAAGCCAGGAAGAAAACACGAGGAGGACGACUGAUGCUCAUGCGGCGUGUGCUAAGAGAGCAGCCCUUUCUGGGAUACGUGACAAAACCGCCGAAAUCCACGAAAAUUUCAUUUCCUUUGUAA